AUGUAUCUAGUAACAAUCAUUCCCGGAAAACCUUCCCGACAUAACAUCAAUCAUACCUUGCGCAGGCUAGUCCAACAGUUGCUCCCUUUUUGGGAAGGAGUGUAUUACAUGUGUACUGCACGAUAUACUCUUGGUCGAACAAUCUUCGCGGUGCUAAUCCCUGCCGUAUGUGAUACGGAGGGUGCUCAUCAACUUUCGGGAUUCGCUUCACACAGCCAUACAUACUUUUGCAGACGAUGUUUACUUCCAAUUCAAGAUAUCCAUAACCUCGAUCCGGAGAAAUGGGUGAUGAGGGACUGGAAUAAGCAUCGACAGUUGGCUUUCGAAUGGAAAGAAGCCCCCAUGGCGCGACGUAAUACGAUCUACCAGGAGAACGGACUCCGGUGGUCAGAGCUAUUAGAUCUGCCAUACUGGGAUCCCAUUCGGUUUACGGUCAUUGACGAUAUGCACCUUGGAUAUCUUGGCCUUUUUGAGACACAUCUUCGUGAAAUAUGGAAGAUCGAUGACAAGAAAAAUGGUGGCAAUGGACUUCACCCGGACACUAAGGACCAAAAGAAGAUAUCUAACGCGAGUCUUCGGAAAUUUUUAAAUGAAAUUCGACAAAAUGAUCCAUCCUUGGGAUCUAUCCUGAAUCUUUUGGAGGAAAUCUGGGCCGACAUGAAAUGGACUGUUCUUCCGAACUGGAUUCAGCCGCCGCCCUCAGAAUGGGGCACAUCUGCUUCAGGCAAGCUCAGUGCUGAUGAAUAUAAAGUCAUCUGUUCGAUCUCACUAGUCAUCACUCUCAUUCGGGUUUGGGGUUAUGAAAAUGACAAGGGAGUCGACUCUCGUCGUUUCAAGAUGUUAGAGAACUUCUUGGACCUUGUUCACUCUAUGCGUGUCCUGUUUUUUCGUGAAACAUCACAAAAGUCGCGCGCCUACUACAAAUCUCAUAUCCUCAAAUACCUGCGUGGUGUCCUUGAGCUAUACCCUGAUUUUACCCUGAAGCCUAAUCACCAUCAUGCUGUUCACAUCGUUACUGAUCUGGAAACCAUGGGUCCGGGUCAUGCUCACAGUACACCAGUGUUCGAGCGCAUCAACCAUUCCUUACAACAACUCAAUACCAAUCGACGUCUGGGUAAGCUAAUGUACUCCUAA
This is a messenger RNA of Lentinula edodes (shiitake mushroom), 1134 nucleotides long. RefSeq lists its product as uncharacterized. Lineage: Eukaryota; Fungi; Basidiomycota; Agaricomycetes; Agaricales; Omphalotaceae. The transcript is spliced from 2 exons. Bases 1 to 1134 code for a protein of 377 amino acids. The record is from RefSeq and is a predicted model, not a curated record.